CAUUGCAACUUAAUUUCAGUUAUUGCCAGUUUUCGAGGCACUGUCCCAUAUGGCCUGUCACUGGAAAUUGGAGAUACUGUUCAGAUCCUGGAGAAGUGUGAUGGCUGGUACAGAGGAUUUGCCUUAAAAAACCCAAAUAUCAAGGGUAUAUUUCCUUCCAGCUAUGUUCACUUGAAAAAUGCCUGUGUAAAGAACAAAGGACAAUUUGAAAUGGUUAUUCCCACUGAAGAUUCUGUUAUCACAGAGAUGACAUCAACAUUAAGAGACUGGGGAACCAUGUGGAAACAACUCUAUGUGAGAAAUGAAGGUGAUCUCUUCCACCGCCUGUGGCACAUCAUGAAUGAAAUCCUAGAUCUGAGGAGGCAGGUGCUAGUCGGCCAUCUUACCCACGACAGGAUGAAGGACGUAAAGCGCCACAUUACUGCCAGACUGGACUGGGGAAAUGAACAACUGGGACUAGACCUGGUGCCUAGGAAGGAGUACGCCAUGGUAGACCCCGAGGACAUCAGCAUCACUGAGCUGUACCGACUGAUGGAGCAUCGACAUCGGAAGAAAGACACCCCAAUGCAGGCCAGUAGUCACCACCUCUUUGUCCAGAUGAAGAGCCUCAUGUGUUCCAACCUGGGAGAGGAGCUGGAGGUCAUCUUUUCCCUCUUUGACAGUAAAGAGAAUCGCCCAAUCAGUGAGAGAUUUUUCUUGAGACUGAAUAGAAAUGGCCUCCCCAAAGCCCCAGAUAAGCCCGAACGACACUGCUCUCUCUUUGUGGAUUUAGGUAGCAGUGACCUCAGGAAGGACAUCUACAUCACUGUGCACAUUAUCCGAAUUGGACGAAUGGGAGCAGGAGAAAAAAAGAAUGCCUGCAGUGUUCAGUAUCGGCGACCUUUUGGCUGUGCAGUUCUUAGCAUCGCAGAUCUUCUAACAGGAGAGACGAAGGAUGACCUUGUCCUGAAAGUGUACAUGUGUAACACAGAGAGUGAGUGGUAUCAAAUCCACGAGAACAUCAUCAAAAAGCUGAAUGCCCGCUAUAAUUUGACUGGCUCCAAUGCAGGGUUGGCAGUUUCCCUCCAGCUGCUACAUGGAGACAUUGAACAAAUCAGAAGAGAGUACUCCUCAGUGUUCUCUCAUGGAGUAUCCAUAACACGGAAGCUGGGUUUUUCUAACAUUAUCAUGCCUGGUGAAAUGAGGAAUGAUUUAUAUAUCACCGUAGAAAGGGGAGAAUUUGAGAAAGGAGGGAAGAGUGUGGCCAGAAAUGUGGAAGUUACAAUGUUCAUUGUAGAUAGCAAUGGACUGCCCUUAAAGGAUUUUAUCUCCUUUGGCUCUGGAGAGCCACCGGCUAGUGAGUACCACUCCUUUGUGCUCUAUCAUAACAACAGUCCCAGGUGGUCAGAGCUGCUGAAACUUCCUAUCCCUGUGGAUAAGUUCCGGGGCUCCCACAUCCGCUUUGAGUUCCGGCAUUGUUCCACGAAGGAGAAAGGAGAGAAGAAGUUGUUUGGCUUCUCUUUUGUUCCCCUGAUGCAAGAAGAUGGGAGGACUCUUCCAGAUGGCACACACGAGCUUAUCGUGCAUAAGUGUGAAGAAAACACAAACCUUCAAGAUACUACCCGCUACCUCAAGCUUCCAUUUUCCAAGGUCAUCUUCCUUGGGAACAAUAAUCAAACCAUGAAGGCCACAAAGGAGUCCUUUUGGAUAACAUCGUUUCUCUGCUCUACAAAACUCACUCAAAAUGGUGAUAUGCUUGAUCUUUUGAAAUGGAGAACCCACCCAGACAAGAUCACAGGCUGUCUCUCUAAGUUAAAAGAAAUCGAUGGCUCAGAGAUAGUAAAGUUUCUACAAGACACGCUGGAUACGUUGUUUGGAAUACUAGAUGAAAAUUCCCAAAAAUAUGGCUCUAAAGUGUUUGACUCUUUGGUCCACAUAAUAAAUUUGCUGCAAGAUAGCAAGUUCCAUCAUUUUAAGCCUGUCAUGGACACUUACAUCGAGAGUCACUUUGCUGGGGCACUUGCUUACAGAGAUCUCAUCAAAGUGCUCAAGUGGUACGUGGACAGGAUAACAGAAGCAGAGCGGCAAGAGCAUAUCCAGGAGGUGCUGAAGGCACAAGAAUACAUUUUUAAGUAUAUAGUUCAAUCCCGGAGGCUGUUUUCCCUUGCCACGGGUGGGCAGAACGAAGAGGAAUUCCGCUGCUGCAUCCAGGAGCUCCUUAUGUCUGUCCGCUUCUUUCUUUCACAAGAGAGCAAAGGGGCUGGAGCGUUGUCUCAAUCACAGGCUGUGUUCCUGAGCUCCUUCCCAGCUGUGUACUCAGAACUGUUGAAGCUCUUUGAUGUCCGGGAAGUGGCCAACUUGGUACAGGACACUCUGGGCAGCCUGCCGACCAUCGUGCAUGUGGAUGACUCCCUGCAGGCAAUUAAGCUUCAGUGCAUUGGCAAAACCGUGGAGAGCCAGCUCUACACCAACCCAGACUCGAGGUAUAUUCUCCUGCCUGUCGUAUUGCAUCACCUCCACAUCCACUUGCAAGAACAGAAGGACUUGAUCAUGUGCGCACGUAUCCUUAGCAACGUGUUCUGUCUCAUCAAGAAAAAUAGCUCAGAAAAGUCUGUGUUGGAGGAAAUAGACGUGAUAGUGGCCAGCUUGCUGGAUAUCCUGCUCAGGACCAUCUUGGAGAUCACCAGUCGGCCUCAAGCCACCAGCUCUGCCAUGCGUCUGCAGUUCCAGGAUGUCACUGGGGAAUUUGUUGCCUGUCUUCUUUCCCUGUUACGACAAAUGACAGAUAGACAUUAUCAACAACUUCUUAAUAGUUUCAACACUAAGGAAGAGCUACGGGAUUUCCUACUGCAGAUAUUUACUGUGUUCCGAAUUUUGAUACGCCCAGAGAUGUUCCCUAAGGACUGGACCGUCAUGCGCCUGGUAGCUAACAAUGUUAUCAUUACAACAGUCCUGUACCUCUCAGAUGCACUCCGAAAGAACUUCUUAAAUGAGAAUUUUGAUUAUAAGAUCUGGGAUUCCUACUUUUACCUUGCUGUCAUUUUUAUAAAUCAGUUAUGUCUGCAACUGGAGAUGUUCACACCUUCCAAAAAGAAGAAGGUGCUAGAAAAGUAUGGUGAUAUGCGGGUCACCAUGGGUUGUGAAAUUUUUAGCAUGUGGCAAAACCUAGGAGAACACAAACUUCAUUUCAUCCCUGCCCUGAUUGGCCCCUUCCUAGAAGUGACCUUGAUACCCCAGCCAGAUCUCCGGAAUGUCAUGAUUCCUAUUUUCCAUGAUAUGAUGGACUGGGAGCAGAGGAGGAGUGGCAAUUUCAAACAGGUGGAGGCCAAGCUAAUUGACAAAUUGGAUAGCCUGAUGUCAGAGGGCAAAGGUGAUGAAACAUACCGUGAGCUCUUCAACAGUAUUCUACUAAAGAAAAUUGAGCGGGAAACAUGGAGGGAAAGUGGCGUUUCAUUAAUUGCCACUGUCACUCGGCUGAUGGAGAGGUUGUUAGAUUACAGGGACUGCAUGAAAAUGGGAGAAGUGGAUGGUAAAAAGAUUGGCUGCACAGUUAGCCUUCUGAACUUCUACAAGACUGAGCUGAACAAGGAGGAGAUGUACAUCCGCUACAUCCACAAACUCUACGAUCUGCACCUCAAGGCACAGAAUUUCACAGAGGCUGCCUACACUCUCCUCUUGUAUGAUGAGCUGCUGGAGUGGUCUGAUCGGCCCCUCAGGGAGUUCCUGACCUACCCCAUGCAAACAGAAUGGCAGCGCAAGGAGCACCUGCACCUCACCAUCAUCCAGAACUUUGACAGAGGCAAAUGUUGGGAGAAUGGCAUUAUCUUGUGCCGGAAGAUUGCAGAGCAGUAUGAGAGUUACUAUGACUACAGGAACCUGAGCAAGAUGAGGAUGAUGGAAGCCUCUUUGUAUGACAAAAUUAUGGACCAGCAGCGUUUGGAACCUGAGUUCUUCCGAGUUGGAUUUUACGGGAAAAAAUUCCCAUUUUUCUUAAGAAAUAAGGAGUUUGUAUGUCGCGGGCAUGACUACGAAAGACUGGAGGCCUUCCAACAGCGAAUGCUGAACGAGUUCCCCCAUGCCAUCGCCAUGCAGCACGCCAACCAGCCGGAUGAGACCAUCUUCCAGGCGGAGGCUCAGUAUUUGCAGAUCUAUGCUGUGACUCCCAUUCCAGAGAGCCAGGAAGUACUGCAGAGAGAGGGGGUUCCUGACAACAUCAAGAGCUUCUACAAAGUAAAUCACAUCUGGAAGUUCCGCUAUGACAGGCCAUUCCACAAAGGCACAAAGGACAAGGAGAAUGAAUUCAAGAGUCUCUGGGUGGAGAGAACAUCACUCUACUUGGUGCAGAGUUUACCUGGCAUCUCCCGCUGGUUUGAGGUGGAAAAGCGUGAAGUGGUUGAAAUGAGUCCCCUGGAAAACGCCAUUGAAGUGUUAGAAAAUAAAAACCAGCAACUGAAGGCUCUCAUCAGCCAGUGUCAGACAAGGCAGAUGCAGAACAUCAACCCCUUGACCAUGUGCCUCAAUGGAGUCAUAGAUGCCGCAGUGAAUGGUGGGGUUUCCAGGUACCAAGAGGCAUUCUUUGUCAAAGACUAUAUUUUAAGUCAUCCUGAAGAUGGGGAGAAGAUAGCACGGUUAAGAGAGCUGAUGCUUGAGCAGGCACAGAUUCUGGAAUUCGGUCUGGCCGUGCACGAGAAGUUUGUACCUCAAGAUAUGAGACCCCUUCACAAAAAACUGGUGGACCAGUUCUUUGUGAUGAAAUCGAGCUUUGGGAUCCAGGAGUUCCCUGCUUGUAUUCAGGCCAGUCCUGUUCAUUUUCCUAAUGGAAGUCCUCGUGUGUGUAGAAACUCAGCCCCUGCUUCCAUGAGUCCAGAUGGUACCAGGGUAAUUCCUAGACGCAGCCCAUUAAGUUACCCAGCUGUCAACCGGUAUUCCUCGUCCUCGCUGUCCUCCCAAGCCUCUGCUGAAGUAAGCAAUAUUACAGGGCAGUCAGAAAGCUCUGACGAAGUCUUUAACAUGCAGCCCAGCCCAUCUACCUCAAGCCUGAGUUCCACUCACUCUGCUUCACCUAAUGUGACCAGUUCUGCUCCAUCGAGUGCCAGAGCUUCUCCUUUGUUGUCUGACAAACACAAACAUUCCAGAGAAAACUCUUGCCUGUCCCCAAGAGAUAGACCGUGCAGUGCCAUUUACCCAACACCUGUGGAGCCUUCCCAGAGAACACUGUUUAAUCAUAUUGGAGAUGGGGCCUUGCCGCGCAGUGACCCCAAUCUCUCCGCACCUGAGAAAGCUGUGAAUCCCACCCCUAGCAGCUGGAGCCUGGACAGUGGGAAGGAAGCCAAGAACAUGUCGGAUGGUGGGAAACUUAUUUCUCCCCCCGUCCCUCCAAGGCCCACACAGACUGCUUCACCAGCAAGACACACAACACCAGUAUCCCCGUCACCUGUUGGACGGUCUCCAUUGAAGGGCUCAGUACAGUCCUUUACCCCAUCUCCAGUGGAGUACAACUCCCCAGGACUGAGUUCAAACUCCCCGGUCUUGUCGGGCAGCUACAGCAGUGGGAUCUCAUCGCUUAGCCGGUGUAGUACGUCGGAAACCUCAGGCUUUGAAAACCAAGCAAAUGAACAGUCGGUGGCCAUGCCCGGGCCCGUGCCCGUGUCCGUGCCCAUGCCCGUGCCCAGCUUCAGCGGGUCGGAGGAGCCAGUACGCAAGGAAAGCAAAACCCCGCCUCCCUACAGUGUCUACGAGCGGACUCUGAGGCGCCCUGUCCCGCUACCUCACAGCCUCUCCAUCCCUGUCACCUCCGAGCCACCUGCCCUGCCCCCCAAACCCUUGGCUGCGAGAUCCAGCCACCUAGAGAAUGGGACCCGAAGGACUGAGCCUGGCCCGAGGCCCAGACCCCUGCCCCGCAAGGUGUCUCAGCUCUAA
Messenger RNA from Cricetulus griseus (Chinese hamster), 5898 nucleotides. The record is from RefSeq and is a predicted model, not a curated record. NCBI's taxonomy places the organism in Eukaryota, Metazoa, Chordata, Mammalia, Rodentia, Cricetidae.